AUGACUAAAGUCCCUGGCAUCACGCUCGAGUCUGGAUGGGAUCGGCUAGCAGUUGACGAGAAAGUCCAAACAAUAAAAGCCUUUGUAAUUGCAAUAGCAUCUGUGCAGAAAUGUGGCGUCGACAAUGGCAGUGCUCACCUCGGCAAUGUGAUCUGGUCUGAGCAAGAGAAUAAGUGCUACAUCGUCGACUUCGAACGUGCGACGUACAAGCGACACAAGUUCAGGUCGACGGACCCAGACGAUUGGGGCAUGUACUAG
Messenger RNA from Recurvomyces mirabilis, 258 nucleotides. RefSeq lists its product as uncharacterized. The coding region runs from base 1 to 258 and encodes 85 amino acids. Lineage: Eukaryota; Fungi; Ascomycota; Dothideomycetes; Mycosphaerellales; Teratosphaeriaceae. The record is from RefSeq and is a predicted model, not a curated record. The transcript is spliced from 2 exons.